Marasmius oreades (fairy-ring Marasmius) is the source of this 306-nucleotide messenger RNA. RefSeq lists its product as uncharacterized. Bases 1 to 306 code for a protein of 101 amino acids. Gene Ontology annotation, molecular function: L-amino acid transmembrane transporter activity. Gene Ontology annotation, biological process: amino acid transmembrane transport. NCBI's taxonomy places the organism in Eukaryota, Fungi, Basidiomycota, Agaricomycetes, Agaricales, Marasmiaceae. Gene Ontology annotation, cellular component: membrane. The transcript is spliced from 4 exons. The record is from RefSeq and is a predicted model, not a curated record.
AUGCGUUGGGACUUGUCGUUCAUUGGUUAUUCAACCGCAAACUAUGCUCUCUCAGAAGUUCGCGAUCCCGUGAAGACAAUCAAACGUGCUGCGCCAAUAACCAUGAUUGCCGUCACUGCGAUAUAUCUCUUCUCUAAUAUUGGUUAUUUCGCCGUGGUAUCCAAAGGAGAUAUCCUUGGGAGUAAGCGCAUAGUUGCUGCGCUCUUUUCCGAAAAUUUAUUUGGGGAAGCAGCAGAACGAACUUUAAGUGCGUUCGUUCUCAACCAUGGGCAACCUUCUCGCACGCCAAUUCGGUGCUGGCCCUGA